Porites lobata is the source of this 6300-nucleotide messenger RNA. The record is from the annotation of a GenBank genome assembly. NCBI's taxonomy places the organism in Eukaryota, Metazoa, Cnidaria, Anthozoa, Scleractinia, Poritidae.
AUUAGGAAUUGUAGCCGGGGAGCAAAGCUUCAAAUCUUCGAAAUGAGUUGUGCAGGAGCACAGGAAGAAUCUCUGGAAUCUCAUGUCAUAGAAUUGGUGUUGAAAAAGGAGAUAGGCAAAGGGUCUUAUGGCAAAGUCUAUGAAGCUGUGUGGAAGGGACGCGACGUUGCAGCGAAAAGGUUUCACUCUGUAUUCUUCCAAAAUAGCUCCUGCCUGCAAGAACACUUUAUGGAGGAAUUUCAGCGAGAAUGGAACAUUCUAAAGCUUCUCGAACACCCCAAUGUGGUGAAACUACACACUGUUUUAUUUCCUAAAGGACUCUCACCAAUAGUAAUCACUGAAUUACUUCACUGUGACCUGGAAAAGUACAUUAGAGAGUCCACAACCACACCAAAAAUCCCUGAAAUGAAACUGAUUUGCAUCGCUUUAGAUGUAAUCGAAGGUCUUAAUUACAUGCAUGGCUUGGAGCGUCCUGUUGUGCAUCGUGACUUAGCAACAAAAAAUAUAUUGUUAACAGAGCAUGGUAAUGCCAAGAUUGCAGAUUUGGGGAAGGCCAAAAUAUUUGAAGCAGGCUGUGAAAUGCAUGCCACCAAUGUUCCAGGAACACCGCUAUAUGCAGCUCCUGAAACAUACCCUGUUAUGAAGCAGUUUGAGGUGGUAGCAAAUGCAAAGUAUGGUCCAAAAGUUGAUAUAUUUUCUUUUGGUUUAGUGGUUAUGGCUAUGAUUGUUGGACAUGAACCAAGAGUGUGGCCGUUAACUCCAAUCACCAAAGGUAUGUUUUGAUGUGAGAAUUAGGGAGCUUAAGCAAUGACAAUGGAGACGGCAACAAGAAAGGCAAAUGAGCAAUGGGUUUGUAUAAGCAAAACAACAGCUUUGCACAUGCAUCAUGUUUUUAUGUAGAUUAUGUGGUUCCAGAAAAUAUUCAUACCCCCCCAUGGAGAUAAUUUCACUUAGGACCCCCAACUUCCCUGGAUUUUCUAUAUUUGUAAGGAACUGAUAACCCCCCAGCCUCCGGAAUUUCCCCAAAGACAAAGACCCCCAUGAACCCCUCUGGAAAAGUUUAUUUUCACAAAAAAAGAUCAUCAAAGUAAAGAACGACGCUGUUUGUGGUUACGCAAUGGUUUUCAUGUAAUAUUAUGGAGGGGUCUCGAAUUAAAACACAGUAAACUACCUACAAAGCAACCUAAACUAAAAAAUAUUGCUUAUCCCUUUAAGUGAAAGAUAUAAAGUUGUAUCUGUCAGUUUACCUUGAUGUGCAAGCUCACGAUUCUUUUUUCCAAACGGUGGCUAACUGUCUCUUUGGCAGUAAUGUUGAUGGAAUUAAUGCCACUUCAGCGUGAAUACAAUCGUGAACCUGUCAAACUUUCAAUCACAAAAUUUAAAGAAAACAAAAAGGAGAAUAAAAACUCUAGAUUCUGAAAUCGUUACAUCGUAUACUGUAUUUAUUCGAUUAAAUGCCGCGGCAUUUACUAUAUUUUUAGUGUCUCCAAUGCAGUGCUAAUUCAAGGGCGGCAUUUAUUUCGAAACCACUUUUUCUAAAUCACUGACAACAGUUACUGUAAAUCGUUUGUAAAUACUAUUCAAUGUAAAGGUUCCAAUUGCCUAAUUUCAUACCGUACAGGAGCCUGGCACUACCGGAUUUUCCCAGACUUUUUAAAUUCCGGAUUCAAAAUGUCUUCUAAAACAGAAGGUAAAGCAAAGGUCAUUGCAUGCAGUUGAAACGAUAUUAAGGGCCAGUUUACUCCAGAAAGUUAAUAUUGUACAGCAAAGAACGGUUGUUUUACUGCUUUAAAGAACUUCAACCAAAAAAUUCGAGAAAAGAAGGAUCUAAUUGGAGACUUUCGCUACUUGGAAGUAUUCAUUUGGAAGGAUUCCCGAAUUGUUCGACCAAAAAUUUGAACAAAAAACCGUCGAGUUUAGCUUUUUUACGGUGCUGGAUCGGACCGAAUAUUGGGAAAGGUAAGGGAGUGGGUGUACCUGUUUUUACAAACUGUUGAAUAAAGACUACAAAAAGCAAAACACACAAGAGUGACCCUGAGUGAAAGGCAACAUCUUAUUAGCUCGGCAAGGCUAAAUUAGAUUUUCUCCCCGUCACUGCGUACGGUCUCAGUAGAAAUCCUAAAGAUCAGACUGGAAGCAGUUGUCACUGAACAUAGAUAAAAGCACGUAUACUUCAGUCUCACCUGGGAGGCAUUUCUCGUCCAGUAACACUGCAGUUCUUGUGACCAGACCUCAUGCAUUAAGCAAUGUUAUAAUAUACACAAGUAAUUUUUCUUAGGGGGAUAAAUUGUGUAUAGUUUCUUUGUGAGGCCCUUGCAUGUGAUUCUGUACCUUCCAGUUACAUUGUAAUUCUUUUAAUUUAGACACUACUCAGGACAUGUAUAAAUUUACUGAUAAAAUGGCAAUGGCUUAGAAGGCUCAUUUGUUGAGCUGCCUCUUUUUGGAACUUACUAAGACCAUGUUUACAAUUUGGGCAGUCACCUUGUAAUCACAAUCAAGAAUGUCACGUACAUCUACCUUUUGGCUAACAUGCACUGAGUAUAGACUAGUCCCUAUUCUCCCUGCAUGUGAUAUAAGAUAGCUAGGUUUAACAUACACAACGCCACAAAGUUCACUACACUCAGUACCUUUCACGGACAUUACUCUUUUCCACGACAUAAAUAAUCCGGGUAAUGAGCCCUUCUGUACUGCCCUUUUAAGUUUUGAUCAGGCAUACUUAGGUUACGAUCGGUACGUACACAAUCACAUCUUUGUACUUGCCUGUAGUGCUUCUCUACUUUACAGAUGCGGGUAGAAUUAAACAGAGGCUCCUUUGCUGCAGAAAAAUUAUAAUCAUCUUUGGUUCAAGUGACCUGUUCAUUGAACUGUUGCUUGCACUUGCUAAGUGUCGGCUCCAGAGGUUUAGCUUCAAUAUUGCACCCUCUCCAUUGAUCAAUUUUUCUUCGAAAAAGAAUGCUUUCGUUCGAGUUUUUACUCUGACUAUCCGCCAUUUUGAAACUGGCCUUUUUAAAAAGUUCGGGAAAAUCCGGUAGUGCCAGGCCCCCGCACGGUAUGAAAUUAGGCAAUGUCUCCCUUAUUUCGCUGAGAUAGAAUCGCAAAUGUCUGGAUGGUGCAAAUUGUACCGAGAUUUUUCUUUUUAUUCUCGAGUAGACACCACAUUCUUUUGAUUAGUUGCGGCGUUUAUUUGAGGGCGGUGUUUAUUGGUAAUUUUGCUUCCAUCUGCAGCCGUUGAUCGAGGGUGGCGUUUAUUCGAGGGCAUCAUUUAAUCGAUUAACCCAGGGAAAGUUAAGCAUUCCAUGUUGUACUGUUUUUUGAUCGACUGACGUGACGCAGAGAUCGAAGAAACAUAGCUAGGGAAGAGUGAGCUUGUGUAACCACACCUGUUACGCGUUUUUGUCUCUACAGAGACUGGUAACGCAUAAUGGCAGUCAAUAUUACACACACGGCAAGUUUUUGUUAGCCUAACAGAGGCCUGAUUUCUUUGGAUUUGCAUACAUGACGCUUUUGGAAGAUGGAAAACCUGGUUAAGAUGAAAAAACAAUCAUAAAAUUAAUGAUAUAGUUUAACUUAUUUCUGUCUUCAAAAAUGAUCUACCAGAUCAGUAAGUAGCAAUUUUCAUACACAGUUCAAAAUUAACCCCUUGGAAAGUGAUUUUUAUUGUCCAACCCCCCUCCCCUCUGGAAUUUCCUGGGCCUCUGACCACCCUCCCCACCAUUCCCUCGGAAUUUCCAAUUCCCUCCGUGGUUGGGAUAUGGAUAUUUUCUGGAACCACACAUUUCUUAGCCAUCUUUGCACGACUACGACAUGAAAGUGCAAUUAAUUUCAUGUUCAUUUCAUGCUAUAUUCUUUUCCUGAACUUUGAUACAGUCCUUUAGAAUUCAACUCCAAUUAAACAAGGUGGAAUAAGCGCAAUAAAGUUUGAGGCAGCGUGAAUUCACUCUUUAAGUGACGUUUCCAUAUCCGUCGCCGUUGUUGUUGCUUAAGCACCCUAUUCUUUAUUAGUAAAGUAAGUAAGUGAAGUAAAUAUCAUAUUAUCCACUCCCCUCAAGACUUUUCAGGGAUAAUUUACAACACUGGUUGGGGGACUUUGCCAGACUGCUUAAGGUACAGUUUACAAGUAAUGAUGCCCCCAUACAUGAGUGUGAAAGUGAGAUAGACCACUACACCGGGCACUAUGUGCCCUAGUCUUUACAAAGAGUGUGUGGGUUUUUUAAUGUCCCACAGAUUUUUUAUUAGAUUAUUAGAUGUGCAAGGGCUUGUGAGACAGGGCCUAUGAUUUAUCAUCCUUAUCCGAGAAGACUAAAAAGUCAAACUGUUUACAGAUGUUAUUACAAAGGCAGCACUUUCUCCUCAAUUAUUUAAAGACCCUGAGUGUUGGUCUGCCUGGGGUUUGAACCUACGGCCUCCCGCUCAGCAGACCGGCAUUUAUCCCAUUGAGCUAACCAGGCAGCAGUCCAUAACUUGCAUUCAAAAAGGCUGCCUGACUCAUUUAAGAAAUGGUAAACAUGCAUCAUAAAACCAUUGUGUUACUGAUGUACACAAAGGGGUUGCUAUUUGCACAAAAGAAGCACAGUUGCUUAAGGCAUACCCUAGAGCAACUCUAGCUUCUUGAGUGCUUAGCAAACCUCCCAAGUGCAUUCAUGACUCGUUGGUUGCACAGCUACCAGAGAAUCACAUAAUCAAAGAGAACAACUUCAUUAAUCCUGACAGAUAGCAGGGGAAAGAUUUGAGUUUUAUUACCAAUGCACUGUGAUGCAUGCAAAUCAUUCUUUGCAGUCGUUUCUUUUCGAUCUUUUUGCUGAAUAAGAAUCUGAGUAUGUGCUUUGCUGUAUAGUUACGAUAAUUUUCAAUUAUGCAGUUAAGUGCAUAUCCAUGUAUCACUACCAGCAGUACUAUCUACCCAGUACAGAUCCCUAGGGAGGGAGGGAAAGGAGCAGUGGUGACUGCAUGUUCUUUUUUCUGAGAAAUUCUCUGCUAAUUCACAGAACUUGGUUACAAUGUUAGAGACAGUUUGAUUUGGGGAAGUCUCAACUUAGAACUUACAUACAUUUAUUGAUUUUGAUGUUCAUUCUGAAAAAUCAUUGAUCAAGGAAAUCUUUUUUAACACGCAUUAUUCUCUUUGAGAUAAAGGUAAGAGAUACCUUUGCUAGCCGUUGCAGUGUUGAGCAAAAUAAAUUUGUAAUUUGGACUUGUAAGUUGCUCUGAACAAAUUGCCAAUCAAAACACGUCCCUUUUUGCAGAACAAUGUUGCAACAGUCUGAUUGUGAAGUUCCCUUCCUGGUUACCUGCAAAUCCCUGCAACAAUGAUAUGUUGCCCCAUGGCCACUGCAGUUUAACUCAUCUAUAUAUAAGAAAAAGCAAAGAAAGAAUAAAGUAGGGGCCUUCAUAACAGGAUAUUCAUGACGGGUCACCCGUCCAGUUCCUAACCCCGCCCAACACGGCUUAACAUGAGUGGCACCAUUAAAAAGUGAGUUUUGCGAGGGUAAUGUGAGAUACAUAUUUCUAGUAAGAUAGUGGACUCUCUAUUUAUUUGGUUGAAGAUCUAAGUGGCAAAGUGGAUAAAUGGAUUUUUAAAUCAUUUAAUUUUUUUAAUCUAUUAUUUUGAUACAUAAAUCUGUUUUAAGUUGUUAUUUAAAAAAUCUGAUGAAAAUUUUUAUUCCUUUAAGAUGGUGAGAUGAUCAGCGAACAUGUCCGACGCAAAACAGACAUCACUGAGAUGGGGGAACAUUUCUUGAAAAAACUGGUGGUAGCAUGCUUAGAGAAUGACAGUGCUAUGAGACCUGGCACAAAGGAAAUCAAAAACGUUCUUGAGAGACACAAAUUUGAGGCUGAGUGGGUAGUAUUGCAAUCAAGUGGAUUUGAAACUGAUGAUGAAGUCAGGAUUGAGAAUGCUGAAUGUCAAUCAUCACCUUAUUACAAGCUCAAGGUUUCACUCAUUGUUUUGCUCCAGAAAACAUCUAUACUACCCCUGUGGAGGGUUUAUUGGUUUGAAGUCCCCCACCCUCAGGAGAUUCCAGUUUACGUUCCUAACAAACCUUUAACCUUUUUGGCUUCUUAAAGACCUUUCACCCCCGCUGCGUAUUUCCAGUUACCCUCCAUGAACUGAGUAUGGAUAUAUUCUGGAACCAUUUAUUGGUGUCAGGGGAAUGGGAGACUUGUUUAUUCAUUUGUAUCAAGAAUCCAUUAUUUUUGGUAUGUUUUGAGCAUGACAGCCUGAAGACAAACCUCAUGUGUAUAUGCGAGCCUACUGUUUUCUGUUUUGUCCAUGGCAUUUUAAAAUUCAUUAUAGCACAUUACCAG